UAUAGCCACAAUACAGUGACAUGCUACAGGCUCCUCUACUCUCACCUCCCUGUUACCUACUCCCCACUGGCUAACACAGGAAGCACAGAGGCCUGUCUACACCGGUUCUUCUGCGUGCAUACAUUUACACAUCUGUUCUUGUGGAGCGGAACUGAACUGAACUGUGGCUAGAUAGAGAAGAGGUUGGUCGGUUUAAAGGAGUGGUUGGUUCCUGCUCUUAAAGACAGUCUACUUGGCACUGGAGAUCGAGUAGCUCUCUUCACCCCCACAGUCAGAUAGUCAGUAAGCCUGAAGUUGGACCUCACAGCCUCACCAUGAGCGGAAAACGGAAACUGAGUUUAAAGUGGUUUGGAAUUCUCCCUAACUUCUCCUUCCGUCGCAGCUCAUUGUCUGACAAAUUCGACUCCAAGUCCUCCUCCGCCGAGCCUGAUGGGGCUGUGGAGACGUUUUUUAACGACAUGGAUAUGAUGCAUCCAUGCACAUCCAGCUCCAGCGACAACUACACCCACAUGGGCACCUUUCCCCGCUUCCUCCUCAGGAAGAGAGACAAGAGUGGGAAUUCUGGGAAGAGAGAGACCAAGAAGAUCAAGGAGAAGACCGGGGCAAGGCUGGGCAGGAGUCAGAGCCAGCGGCCGGCAGGGGACCAUGUGUGUAGCUCUCACCUGCUCAUGGCACAAUCCAGCCGGCCUGGCUCCAGAAAGGACCAGCCUCUCUCACCUUUAUCCACCCAGGCUGGUCCUGAUCCAAGGCCCCAACGGGACCAAGGGCUGCCUCCCAUCCCCAGAGGAGGAUCACUCGAUAGGAAUGAACACGGAGACCCACAGGCCCACUGUGAGGAAGAAGAACCACACCAAGGGCAGCUUAUGUCAGCUCAGGAUGUGGGGUCUAGUACCUCUAACGCCCCGCCGCUCACUUGUGAAGACGUCUCCAAAGAACGCGCAUUCACCACUGAUCAGGGUGCAUCUUCAGAUACAGCUUCAACUGGUGGGGCUAGAAGGAACCUUGCUACUGUUCCUGAGCCACCUCCAACCCCCAAGCUUCUAAAGAAAACCUUGCAGCAGCCUGGGACCCUUGUCACUCAUCAGAUCGAGGAGGGCCUCCCCAUGAAGAGAGCCGAUAACCUGGGUACAGACAGUAACUCUAGCCCCCUGCCUGAGAGGGCCUCCAGUGGUUCUACUGAUAGAGACCUGGGAGAGGGCCUUCAGAGGGAAAGCCAGGCUGUUAAACCUGUGGACAGUCACAUGGACCAUAUAGACAACAAGACUGAAUAUGUCAAGGUAAGACUUGUUUUUUUAUUUAUUUUUAUUCCUCCUACACUAUGUCUUUCUGCGGAAGAAGACUGCCAGGCCCGGCCUGAACUGGACUGGGCUGGCCUGGACUCGACUAGACUGGACUGGCCCGGCCUGGACUGUGCGGCCACAGUCAGCAGCAGUCCUGUGUCUACGAACCAGAGUUAUACUGUUUUCACCCAGACGGUGUGCCGUAGUAGAACGCCCACUGUGAGCGGUUAA
This is a messenger RNA of Oncorhynchus mykiss (rainbow trout), 1511 nucleotides long. Lineage: Eukaryota; Metazoa; Chordata; Actinopteri; Salmoniformes; Salmonidae. The record is from RefSeq and is a predicted model, not a curated record.